Molecule: messenger RNA, 1878 nt
Organism: Nestor notabilis (Kea)
Lineage: Eukaryota; Metazoa; Chordata; Aves; Psittaciformes; Psittacidae
Gene: F13B
Product: coagulation factor XIII, B polypeptide
Exons: 11
Coding region: 1-1878 (625 amino acids)
Source: RefSeq, a predicted model, not a curated record
AUGGAGACAGUAAUGAAGAUGAGAUUUAAAAGCUGUUUUUUCUUCCUAGUUACGAUGUAUUCAGGCAAGCUCUUUGCAGAAGAUAAACCAUGUGAUUUGCCACAUAUAGAAAAUGGAAGGAUUGCCCAGUACUACUAUAAUUUCAAAAGUUACUAUUUCCCUAUGCGUAAAGAAAAGAAACUUUCCUAUUCCUGUAUGGUUGGUUAUACAACUGAAACUGGGACUCAAGAUGGAAGAAUAACCUGUACUGCAAAAGGCUGGUCUCCAGUGCCACGAUGCUACAGAAAAUGUAACAAGCCUCUUCUGGAAAACGGCGUUUUUUAUGGUACAGAAAUGUACUUCAAAAUACAUGAGAAACUGCAAUACAAAUGUAAUCCAGGCUACCACACUCCAAGCGGUGGAACUGAAGACACAGUACAAUGUUGGCCAGAAGGAUGGAGCUCCCAGCCAAGCUGUACUAAAAAAUUUGAGUCAUGUCAAGUACCAAAUUUACAUCAUGGCAACUACUCCACAGCCCAACAAGAGCUUCGGCUGAAUGAAACACUGCAAUACAAAUGUGACGAAGGAUAUCGUACUGCAGGAGGAAACACUACAGAGGAAGCAGUGUGUCUAACGCAUGGGUGGUCCCUUACUCCCAGCUGCAGUAGAAUAACUUGCUCCUCUUUAAGUGCAAUAGCACAUGGAGGUUUCUAUCCUGUGAAGAAAAUCUAUGAAGAGGGAGAUGUAGUUCACUUUUUCUGUGAGGAAAAUUAUUCUGCCAGUGAAUUUGAUCUAAUUCAAUGUUACUAUUUCGGAUGGCAUCCAGACCCUCCAGUGUGUGAAGAUGUAAAAAAUAAAUGUCCUCCACCACCACUUCCUCCUUAUGCCCAUAUUGUCACAGACAGAAGAACAUACCACAAUGGAGACAAAGUUCGCAUACAGUGUCAAAGUACCUUUGAAAUGAGAGGAUCUGAGGAAAUCCAGUGUGAAAAAGGAAAAUGGACAUCACCCCCUAUUUGUAUUGGAACUAUGGAUAAAUGGGAAUCUGAGGCACCACCAUCACUUGAGGCAGAUGCAGUAACGAAGGCAAGCACAACAUAUCACAAUGAAGAUACGAAAACACAGCAAGACUGUACCUCUCCACCCGUGAUUAAAAAUGGUGUUGUUCUUGGUCCAUUAUUGACAAGUUACAAAAAUGGUUCCUCAGUAGAAUAUGGUUGUCAGCAUUACCAUUUUUUGGAUGGACCUCGUACUGUUUACUGCCAAGAAGGAAACUGGACAGAACCACCAACUUGCUUUGAACCGUGUACUCUUAAUGUAACUAAUAUGAACAGCAACAACAUAGAGCUGAAAUGGAGACAAGAAGAAUUAAUUUUCCUUCAUGGUGAUCUCAUAGAGUUUGAAUGUAAACAGGGAUACAGUUUUCUCCAGACUACCACUCUGUCUCCUGGGAGGACACAGUGUAACCACGGCAGACUGCAAUACCCAAAAUGUAUUAUGCAAGCUUCUACAGAAAAAUGUGACUCUCCACCUUCUAUUGAGAAUGGAGCUCUUUCUUUCCCACCCCUGACCCAAUAUGACAAUGGUUCUUCUGUUCAGUAUAGUUGCUCCGAGUAUCAUUUUUUGCAAGGAUCUGAGAAAAUCUACUGUUCUGAAGGACAGUGGACUUCACCACCAGUGUGCAUAGAGCCAUGUACUUUGUCAAAAAGUGAAAUGGAGAAAAAUAAUGUGCUGCUGCAAGGGUUCUAUAAGAAUCAAGUUUAUUUUUACCAUGGGGAUUAUGUUGGUUUUUACUGUAAACAGAACCAUUUUGGAGCAGAAUCUGGUACAACAUUAUUUCUAGUGCAGUGUAAGAGAGGACAGCUGAUGUAUCCAAGGUGUGUUGAAAGAGAAAAAUAA